Catharus ustulatus (Swainson's thrush) is the source of this 2134-nucleotide messenger RNA. RefSeq names its product spermatogenesis associated 16 (gene SPATA16). The transcript is spliced from 12 exons. NCBI's taxonomy places the organism in Eukaryota, Metazoa, Chordata, Aves, Passeriformes, Turdidae. Gene Ontology annotation, molecular function: protein binding. Bases 153 to 2000 code for a protein of 615 amino acids. Gene Ontology annotation, cellular component: Golgi apparatus. The record is from RefSeq and is a predicted model, not a curated record. Gene Ontology annotation, biological process: spermatogenesis.
UGAGUUUGCUCACCCUGUGUUCUUGCAGAACAUUUCAGAGCAUCCUCAGGGACAGAGGUGAAUCCUGAGUGUUCUCACCCUGUGUUCCUGCAGAACAUUUCAGGACAGAGGCAGCCCAGGAGCUUGGACUGAGCCAGCAGUUCCCUUCCCAGAUGUUUCCUCAGCAGGAACCUUCCUCAGGAGCCCCUGAGGAACCCAAACAACCCCAAGAACGCCCCGAGAGCGACCCUACAAAAUCUGGAAGCCCCGGAGAUGCAUCCAGGAUAAAAUCAGAUCCCGAGAGCGGCCGUACAGAAUCUGGAAGCCCCGGAGAUGCAUCCAGGACAAAAUCAACCCCCGAGAGAUGCCGUACAGAAUCUGGAAGCCCAGGAGAUGAAUCCAGGACAAAAUCAGAACCCCAGAGAUGCCGUACAGAAUCUGGAAGCCCAGGAGAUGCAUCCAGGAUAAAAUCAGAUCCCGAGAGCGACCCUACAAAAUCUGGAAGCCCAGGAGAUGCAUCCAGGACAAAAUCAACCCCCGAUUGCUGCUCGGGGCCGUUCCCCAGCGCUGCGCUCCCCAUCGCUCCCUCCCGGCUCCGCGACAUCGAGGAGCGGCUCCUCUGCGCCGACCAGGCGGACGCUGAGCUCGAGUCUGGCGAGCCUGGGCCACCAACUGGGCCACCAGCAGGGCCAGCAGGGCCACCAGCAGCAGCUCAGCCCCCAGAACCGGGGGACAGCCGCUGGCUCGGGGCGGGAGCGGCGCUGCGGGCGGCGCUGCGGGAAGGGAGCGCUCGGUGCCGCCAGCGCGACUUCGCUGCGGCCGCCGCCAAAUUCUCCGUGGCACUGGAGCUCUGCAACAAAGGCUUUGCCACCGAGGAUCCCUUGAAAUCCUCCCCAGCCGAGAUUUCCAGGCUGGCCAGCUGGAUCGAGUCAAAGCUCGUGAUCUGCUACCUCAGACUGGGGCAGCCCGGGCUGGCCCUGCUGCACUCGCACAGGAGCAUCAUCGAGAACCCCUCUCACUUCUGCAACCACCUGCGCCAGGCCGCCUGCUUCCGCUGCCUGCACAGGUACUCGGAGGCCGCCAGGAGUGCCAUGGUGGCUCAGUGCCUGUACGUGCUGGCCGAGGGAGCGGGGCUGGACACCAGCGACCUGCUGCAGCUCUACUGGCAGGCCAUGACUCAAGAAGCCCUGAGUGCAGAAAUGUCUUUUUGUGCUCUCUACACACCUUUUGAGAAAGAGGACAAGGCUGACAAGAUAAAGGAGGCCAACAAAACCUUUGCAGAGAGGCACCCAGAGUACGUGCAGCACAUCUUCACAGAUCCUCAUGGAAUUCACGUGCUGCCAGAGAAGGCUGAGUCUCAUCCUGGCCAGCAGUACUUGCUGACCCUGGGCUUCAGAAACAGAGAGAUUGGGAAAACCCUGGAAAAGUUGGUGACUCAAAAGAUGCCAAUCUUUCCAGGCCAGAAAAUAACUUGGAGCUCCAGCGUGGAGGAAGAAGCAGAAACAUUUUGGCAGAACAAUGGGAAAAUGAUCAUGGCAGCCUUGGCUUUUAUAGGGAGCACCAAAAUCAAGGACGAGCGGGGGCCGUGCGCCCGCGCCAUGGAGCACCUGCACCACGCCAGCCUGCUGGGCCAGCUGCACAGAGGGGAAGAGCAAGCCCAGGUGCUGAGGCAGGGCAUGGCUGAGCUGGCCACCGUGCCCCACCUGCAGAGAGUCUCUCAGGAGGAGGACAAGCUGCUGCAGUCUCUGAUGGCAGACGCCGUGGACAUCCUGGCAGGGAGAACUGGAGAGCGAGCCUGGGCUAAAAUCCACAAGGUGGCGCUGAUUGAGGAGUACCUGAGGGAAGCAGAGGAGUUUUACUUCAGGCCCCCGCGCGCUCCGGCGCCCGGGGCGGAAAACAUCAGCUGGACGCCGAAGGGGCGGCGCUACCUGAGGCUGGAGAACAGCAACGUGUUCAUCCCCAACCCGCGGAGCCUCGCCACCGGGCUCAAGAAACGGCGCAUCCUCUUCGCCAAAAGCUGAUUUCUUUAUUUGACAGGCGUUAGUCUGGGUUUAUUUUUAUUGAUUUGAAGUUGUUUGAAUUUGAAUUGUAGAAAAUUGUAUUUAACUGUAUCAAUUUAACUUGUGUUAGUUUAGUUUGAGUGGUGUUAAGUGCA